This is a messenger RNA of Lachancea meyersii CBS 8951, 4017 nucleotides long. The record is from the annotation of a GenBank genome assembly. NCBI's taxonomy places the organism in Eukaryota, Fungi, Ascomycota, Saccharomycetes, Saccharomycetales, Saccharomycetaceae.
AUGACUCGUCCUCUUCGAUCCAGAAGUUCUAGGGCCACCAGCUCUGAACGACAAGACUCGCCACAAGAAUUCAAAGAUGCCAAUGGAAUUAUACACACAACCUCACGAAGCUUAAGGAAAGUAAAUUAUGCAGAAGUGGAGAACAAUUACGAUUUUAUCAAUGAAGGCGAUGACAAUAACGAUAACGAUGAUGACGACGAGGACGAUGAUGAGGAAGAAGAAGUGGUGAGGAAACCUACUCGUGGCAGAUCCCGAGGAAUAUACCAGGAUAAUCAUGAGCAGGAAUUAGCCGAGCCUUCAGAGCUGAAUCACAUGGCUAAUUUUGAAUCCAGUACAACAAGCAGGAACAAGAAUCAUCAAGACGACGAGGACGCGAGUUUCCAUGAAGAAGAUGUCGACGAUGCCGAAGACGAUGAUGCCGCAGAUCCCUCCAUCGACGAGGAAUAUUUUUCUGAAGAGUCCAUUAAGAAAACUCGUCGUAGAGCAGACCGUAAUUUCAUUGUCAGCGACGAGGAAGGCGGAGACGAAGAUGUCGACAUGUCAGAGAUUUCCAGAAACCAUCGUUCGAGGCGGUCAGCCUACUCACCAGAGCGCCAGGCGGAUACAGACGAGGAUGAGGUCCUGAGAUCUGGACGGAAAUUCAGAAACUCGACAAUUCAAGCUCGUCAAAGUCGAAGACACGAACUUUCACCGCCAAGAAAGUUGAGACGUAGAGGUAGAUCUGCUUACGUGGAUGAAGAUGAGGCUACCCGAUCAGAGCGGAUUUCUCUGGCAGAUGAAUUGCGAGAAUUGAGAGAUGACAGCCCCAUAAGGGAAAAACGGUCUUUAAGGGAAAGAACAAAACCUGUCAAUUACACACUUCCUCCCCCACUACCGGAAAACUCGAUUGAUGAGUACAACAGAAUCACCAACGAGAGCAAUCCUUCAUCAUAUCCUUCUCCACGGGGCCGACGAAGACAACCUGCUGGCCAGAGCUUUGGCCCAUUGAGAAGGCUUUUCCCUACGGGUGGUCCUUUUGGUGGGAACGAUGUUACGGCCAUUUUUGGUACAAACACCAAUUUCUACGACACCUCGGCAGUUUCUCAUAACGGGGCAAAUAAGCUACUACUGGACUCUGAUUCAUCUGAGGAUGAAAUACUACCUUUGGGAGCUGCGCCGAUGAAACCGAAGAAAGCUAGUUCUAAGAAAAAGAAGCCCGAAAUCGCUGAUCUCGACCCAUUAGGGGUCGACAUGAACGUAAAGUUUGAAGAUGUGGGUGGUUUGGACAGUUAUAUUGAUCAACUCAAAGAAAUGGUAGCGUUGCCAUUGCUGUAUCCAGAGCUUUAUCAAAGAUUUGGAAUUACUCCUCCCAGGGGCGUUCUGUUCCAUGGUCCUCCAGGUACUGGUAAAACAUUAAUGGCAAGAGCCUUAGCGGCCAGUUGUUCCACAGAACAGCAAAAGAUUACAUUUUUCAUGAGAAAGGGUGCCGAUAUUUUAUCCAAAUGGGUCGGUGAAGCUGAAAGGCAACUAAGGCUAUUGUUCGAAGAAGCAAAGAAACAGCAACCCUCUAUUAUAUUUUUCGAUGAAAUUGAUGGUCUCGCGCCUGUCAGAAGUUCCAAGCAAGAACAAAUUCACGCCAGUAUUGUCUCUACAAUGCUUGCGCUCAUGGAUGGUAUGGACAAUAGAGGUCAGGUCAUUGUAAUAGGUGCUACAAAUAGGCCUGAUUCCGUGGAUCCUGCCUUGAGAAGACCGGGUCGAUUCGACAGAGAGUUCUUCUUUCCGUUGCCAGAUGUUGAGGCGCGGUCUAAGAUUCUGCAAAUUCACACUAAAAAGUGGGAUCCUGCCUUGCCUAAGCACUUCAUCGAAAAAUUAGCGUCAUUGACAAAGGGCUAUGGUGGUGCUGAUCUGCGGGCACUUUGUACCGAAGCAGCUCUUACCAGCAUUCAAAGGAAGUUGCCUCAAAUUUACCAGUCCGAUUCGAAGUUAAGCAUCGAUCCGUCGACUGUUAAUGUCAAAGCUGGCGAUUUUAUGUUGGCUUUGGAGAAAAUUGUGCCGUCCUCCGCCAGAUCAACGGGAACUUCCGCUCAACCGCUACCGGAAACUAUCAGUCUUCUGCUUGAUGAGCAAUUCGCAGAAAUCAGGGAAAAGCUCAAAGCAGUUAUGCCGCCUAAUCCAGAUUUGCAGCGCAAGGGCGCUUCUAUAAUCAAACACUACGCGGAGUAUGAAGAGGACGAUUCGGACGAGGCAGAAGACGGUUUUUUGAAGGCGGAGUUUUUGAGAACCAUUGAGAAGUCGCGAAUCUGUAAACCACGGCUUGUAGUCACAGGUGCGAAGGGAAAUGGCCAGCAGUAUAUUGGAGCAGCCAUCCUCCAUUACCUGGAGGACUUUAACGUCCAGAUGCUCGACGUUGGGACCUUGGUAAGCGAUGCCACAAGAAGCGUCGAGGCCGCUAUUGUGCAGGCUUUCACAGAAGCUAGAAGACGUCAGCCCUCGGUGCUUUACAUUCCAAACAUUGAGAUUUGGAUUCUAACCGUGCCAGAGAGUGCAAUUUUAACACUUGCUAGUCUGUUAGGAACGCUUAAAACUACUGAAAGAGUGAUGCUUCUCGCUGUUGCCAAUGGGUUGAAAGAAAGGGAUUUUUCAGAAGGUGACCUAUCUCCUUUAGAUCUGGGAAAAGCUAUUUGCAAGAUACGGAGACCUUCAUCGUCUCAAAGAAGGUUAUAUUUUGAUACAAUCACGAAGCUUCUCAAAAUGAAGCCAACUAGUUUUGUCUCCGGUCGAAAAAGAACCAAGCCAUUGCCUCGUCUACCUGUCGCUACUAAGCCAACAACUUUAGAGGACUUUGACGAGAAUGGACAACCUUUGAGUGAAGAGGCAAAAAUACUAAAAUCUUUGAAAGCUCACCAAUCGCAUGACAUGAAAUUAAAGAACACCUUAAAGAUCAAGCUCUCGGGCCUAAUGGAUCUUUUCAAGAAUAGAUAUAAACGAUUUAGGAAACCGCCUAUUGAUGAUGCCGCGCUCGUGCAUUUGUUUGAACCUAAUGCAGCAUUGCAAGGCAAUCCCGAAUAUCAACCGGCAUACGUCAAAGAGGACAACAUGAUACUAGAGUGUCUCACCGGCAGAAAAUACUUCAACAUGGACUUGGACAUUGUGGAAGAGAGACUGUGGAACGGAUUUUACUCGGAACCACGUCAAUUUUUGAAGGACAUAGAACUCAUCUAUCGUGAUGCGCACACCAGCUGUGAUCGCGAGCGUAUCAUAAAAGCGUCUGAAAUGUUUGUCAACGCGCAGAUGGGUAUCGAAGAGCUAUCACAACCAGAAUUUGUCCAGGAGUGCAAGGCUGCCAGACAGCGAGAGGUCACUCGCCAAAAGCUAUUUUUACAGGAAGGAGCCGAACAAAAAGCCAAAGAGGAAGCCGAGCUGACAGUUCAUGACGAGCCCGAAGCGCUUAUUCCGGAAGCAAAUGAGAGUCAAAUUUUGAACAGUCCAUCAAAAUCUUUUGGUGCGAGUAACCCUGAGCCCGCAAUCACCCACGAAUCGAGUCCUGGUGACGAUGGCGUGGAUAACGCAGUGCUAGGGGUAGCCUCGGGAGGCCAAUUGCAAUGCGAAGCUCACCCGGAAGCUGAUAUACCAAGUAAUGACGAACUCGAUGUAGAGAAGUUUGAAAGCGUUCCGAGUAAAAUAGGUUCAGAAAGGGAAUCGGUUGAACGGCAGGAGGACACAACUCAAUCAGAAAAUCUCGCCAAAGAGAACCAUCUUGGUAGUGGAAAUAAGAGCGAGACGAUUGCGACCUCUUCCACAUCUGAGCAAAGUGACGAAAGGGAAAAAGUCGUCCCGGAGCCAUCCCCAAGCAUUAUUUUAGAUGAAGAUAGGAUCCAACAACUGCUGACCGAACUAGAAGUAAACACCAAGGGUUCAACUGUUGAGCAAUUAGAGGAAAAGUACGCGUCCAUUUUGAGCAUUGUUUGGGACGAAAGACUAUCUUGGGAAAAGUCGCUUGUCCUUGACAAGCUAGAGCAGUUUAUCAAAAUUCCAUAA